Silurus meridionalis is the source of this 1025-nucleotide messenger RNA. RefSeq lists its product as uncharacterized. Gene Ontology annotation, molecular function: G protein-coupled receptor activity. Gene Ontology annotation, biological process: phospholipase C-activating G protein-coupled receptor signaling pathway; positive regulation of Rho protein signal transduction. Bases 132 to 1025 code for a protein of 297 amino acids. The transcript has 3 exons. Gene Ontology annotation, cellular component: membrane. NCBI's taxonomy places the organism in Eukaryota, Metazoa, Chordata, Actinopteri, Siluriformes, Siluridae. The record is from RefSeq and is a predicted model, not a curated record.
UUUGUUCAGAAGAAAUGUAACCUGGAGGAAGAAACAGUGCAUAUGUUGACUUGCAUGGAUGAAACGCUGUAGUGUUUUUGCGCGAAAGGGGAGAUUUUUCCGGGUCUUUCCGUGCAGAUCAAACCUCAGCUAUGCUGAAUGAGAGCGUCGCAGUGAUGAACUCCAACAGCGUGGUGAUGAACUCCACCAGUGCGGUGAUGAACUCCACCAGCGCGGUGACUCUGCUGAACCCCGUGAGUUUUUGGAUCGUUGCAAUCUUGUUGCUCGGGACGCUGAAUUUCACGCUGAUGUUGCCCAGCGGAUUGUGGGCGGCCUGGCUGAUGAUAAGAAGCUCCAGGGCGACGCUGGAGUCCGAAUGUUUUUCUCUCCAUCUCCUGUGCACAGACAUGACCUGCGCUUUAAUCGUCCUGUGCGCGACGUUUAACUUCUACUUCCUGAGCAAUCCGGUGGUGUUACGGACCUUUAGCUUAACCUUUUGCAUGCUAAGUCUUCACAGCCAGCCAGUGUUCCAGUGCAGUGUGUGUCUGGAGCGCUACGUGGCCGUGGUCCAUCCCGUCACCUACCUGAAGUACAAACCUCUGCGGUACAAGGCAGCCGGACUGGGUGUGUUCUGGUUCGUAGCAGUGCUCCUUUCUCUGAGCAGCCGACUGACCUCGAACCUUUUCCCGCUCAUGGGCAUUUUGCUAUCGAUCCUGUUCGUGGAGACCUUCUGCAGCUUGUCCAUCCUCGCCGUCCUAAAGCGCAGCGGCCCGGGAGACGUUCACGAAAGCAAGGACGGUGAGAAGGAGCGGAGCAGCGGUGUGAAGAAGAGAGCUUUCAUCAUCGUCACUCUGCUGCAGGUCAAGCUGCUGGUCAAUUAUUCGCCCCUCAUCAUAAUAUCAUCCAUCGAAUCCCUCAUCUCCAAGCAGCUCAUGGGAGAUCUCAUCACGUUGGCCAUCACGUUUUGUUUCUUUGGUAGUUUCUUUCAGCCGCUCAUGUACCUCUACAGAGCCGGGAAGUUGCCCUGCACCAGAGGAAACAAGUAA